Molecule: messenger RNA, 1393 nt
Organism: Tachysurus fulvidraco (yellow catfish)
Lineage: Eukaryota; Metazoa; Chordata; Actinopteri; Siluriformes; Bagridae
Product: tetraspanin-4-like
Exons: 8
Coding region: 376-1074 (232 amino acids)
Cellular component (GO): membrane
Source: RefSeq, a predicted model, not a curated record
AGGCAUGAGAAGAAUGAAGAAUGUGGAGUUUGGAAUUAAAAGUCGACGCCUGCUCUGACCAUGAAAAGCUUUGAAUCUCGUUUUUAAACAAAACAAAGAGCUGAAGGAGGAAACAGGAAAAGAACCGAGGAACCGAGGAACCGAGGAACCGAGGACCAUCAGAACUCCAGCACUGAAUAAACUCAUCCUCUCAUCUGCUGUUAUCUGAAGCAGCCCAGCGGUGAUAUCUAACUCUGAAACUAUCAAACUUUUGCGAUUCUUUUUUUCUGAAUGAUUCCUGGCAGCAGUCUGUGAUUUUCUUCCCGCAUUCCAGUCUGCGCUCCUCCUCCUCCUCCUCCUCCUCCUCCUCCUCCUCCUCCUCCUUUACGUAGCAGCAUGGCCGUGUCGCGAGGCUGUUUGUGCUGUGUCAAAUAUCUCAUGUUCAUCUUCAACCUCAUCUUCUGGUUGGGUGGGUGUGGCCUAUUUGGCGUAGGGGUGUGGCUUUCCUUCCGCCAGGCUGAGAUCUCAUACCUCCCACUCUCCUUCCCGUCGCUCUCGGUCGCCAAUCUGCUACUGGUCGCUGGGGGUGUUACCAUGGUGACGGGGUUCCUGGGCUGUCUGGGGGCUCUGAAGGAGCAGCGGUGUCUGCUAAUGACGUUUUUCGUGAUCCUCCUGCUUUUGUUCCUGAUUGAAGCAGCACUCGUCCUCCUUCUAGGGCUCUUCCACAAAGAGCUGGACCAAAAAGCGAAGAAGAACCUGAUUGAUGGAAUGAAGAAAUAUGACAGGGACCCUAAUCUGAAGAAGUCCUGGGACAGCAUGCAGAGAAUCUUUAAAUGCUGCGGCGUGAGCAACCACAGUGACUGGUACAACCAGACGACAGAAGGACUGCACCCUGCCUCCUGCUGCAGAGACCACUCGCCCCCCUGUCACCGCUGGGAAGAGCCGUGUUAUGAAAAGGCCAAGGCUUGGGUUCUAGACAACAUCACCUGGGUUCUGGGCUUCGGCGUGUGUCUUGGCAUCGUGCAGAUCCUGGCUCUGGCCUUCUCCAUGCUGAUGUACUGCCAAAUCCUGAGAGUGGAAAAGUACAUGGACUGAUCCUGAGCUUUAAUAAGAGCUAAGAGAAUUCCAGUGUACCAGGACGCCAAAUUCAACAAAACCCUGAUUUACUGGUUUUAGUUUAAUUUACUUCCAUGUUUUUCAGCUGAACUUUUCUACCCUGUUUCUGUAGUUUAUUAAAGUCCACUUCCAUGCAGAUGAAGUGGUUUACUCCAAUACUGCACACUUUAGUUAUUAAUAAACUGUGUGUACUGAUCACAUGUAUUACUUUAAAUAUGUUGAGAGUGAUGAUGAAGUUGAGCUUAAUGAGCGUUCUGUAUGACGUGUUACUGUCUAAUAAAGUCUUGUCAAAUAUUAA